UCCUGUUUUGUGUCUGCGGGAGAAAAGAGGACGGUGGAGAGAGGAGGGCAGCCCGGUGCCGGUGCCAGCUCCCUUCCCGCAUCCCGUGCCAGCCCUUGUGGCCACAAUGGGCAUCUCCCCUCCCAGCGAACCGGCCAAGCAGUGAAAUUUAAUGGCUCUCUGGCCUCUCUGCAUGGCGGUCAUUAGGCCUGUGAUUAAAGCCCGUGCGUCGCUCUGCUGGCUGGGAGGUAAAUUCCUCCGCAGGGCCCGUGAAACCGGCGCCCGCUCCUCGCCCUCUCCUGCGCCCCGGCGCGGGGAGCCCUCGGGUAACCCCGGCCAUCCCUCCCGAGCAGCUCCUCCCUGCUCUGGGGCGGCAGAGGGGAUGGAGCUGGGCUGGCACCCGGGCGCGGCGAGGGACGCUGACCCCGAGGCAGAUGGGGCUGGUGGCGGCUGGAGCGGGGCAGGAACGGGGGCUGUGCCUUCCCGAGGGGACAGGAGUGACCAGGAGGAGCCCCGUGCUGGGAGGGGAAAGGCAAGGACCGAACCCCGCCGGUGCCGGCGCCGCUCGCUGCGCCUCCGGGACCGCCGGGAUCCACUGCCGCCUCCUGCCACCACUCCUCGGUUUUUAAUCUCCCCGAGCAAGCCGAGAAUUAAUUAUUUAGCGGCUCACAGGACGCACCGGGAGCAUCCGACCCGCGCCGAGCUGCGGCUUUGGCUGCCGCCCGUCCCGGGAGAGCGCCGGCUGCAUCCCCGACGUGCCGCACAGUUAAUGUCGUGCGGUGAUUGACGGUGAUUGUCCCCUCUCCCGAGGAGCCCGGAGUGAGGCACGUGCGUGGAGCCGAACCCAGAAGAAAUCGGCUCCUGCUGGGAGCAAGACGGAGCCGCGGCCGGAGGGGAGGGGGUGGGAGA
Molecule: messenger RNA, 888 nt
Organism: Ficedula albicollis (Collared flycatcher)
Lineage: Eukaryota; Metazoa; Chordata; Aves; Passeriformes; Muscicapidae
Product: translation initiation factor IF-2-like
Exons: 2
Coding region: 152-766 (204 amino acids)
Source: RefSeq, a predicted model, not a curated record